Molecule: messenger RNA, 496 nt
Organism: Pectinophora gossypiella (pink bollworm)
Lineage: Eukaryota; Metazoa; Arthropoda; Insecta; Lepidoptera; Gelechiidae
Gene: NdufV3
Exons: 1
Coding region: 111-428 (105 amino acids)
Cellular component (GO): mitochondrion
Source: RefSeq, a predicted model, not a curated record
AACCAUGAUUCGAAAAAAAAAUAGGUGUCAGUGUCAACUGUCAAAUCAAAAUUACGAUACGAAGCGAGAAUACUAUAGAAAAUUGGUGAUUGUGUAACACGAUAAACAAUAUGUUUGCCAGGCCCGUGAUGAGGACUAACAUUCUGAGGGCUGUCUCGAGAUGUUAUAGCGAGGGUACUGGUCAAAGCCAGGGAUCUUCGAGCUCAUCCGCUCCGCCCCCGUCCUCUUCUACUGUGCCGGAUGUCCCUGGCCUAAGUAGCGCCGUAGUGGAGCCUGCAUCGCAACCCGUGGGCCCUAACGUCGACCCCGCCAAGUCCGGAGCCUACAAAGUCCCAGAAUAUUAUUGCUAUAAUAACACAAGUUACUUUGAAGCUGAAAUUGAAAUGUUAAAAUACAGAUUGCCCCAACCAUCUGCUCUCAAGAAUUAAUAUAUUUUACCCAAUGUAUAGUAAAUUGUGAUUUAUGUAGCUUACUAAUAAAUUCGUUGUUUAAAUAA